Molecule: messenger RNA, 3775 nt
Organism: Raphanus sativus (radish)
Lineage: Eukaryota; Viridiplantae; Streptophyta; Magnoliopsida; Brassicales; Brassicaceae
Product: probable disease resistance protein RPP1
Exons: 4
Coding region: 148-3051 (967 amino acids)
Biological process (GO): signal transduction; defense response
Molecular function (GO): ATP hydrolysis activity; ADP binding
Source: RefSeq, a predicted model, not a curated record
UUUUUUUGGGGCAACACCACGGAACUUUCUUUCUUGCUUAUUUCAGUCAGUCAACGUUUGUGUGUUAGUGUGUGACACAUAUCUUCUUUGUUAAUUAUUCCUCCUUAUCAAAAAAGCUCUGCCAUCUCCCAGCAAGAAAAAAAAACAAUGACUUCUUCUUCUACUGCUUUAGCUCUUUUGGCUCCUCCUUCUUCUUCGCCUCGUAAUUGGAUACAUCAUGUUUUCCCAAGCUUCCAUGGGCCAGAUGUACGCAAAACCAUUCUCAGCCACAUCGUCAAAGAGUUCAGGAGCAAAGGAAUCGACCUAUUCAUUGACAAUGAUAUAGAGAGAAGUAAGUCCAUCGGUCCUGAGCUCGUAGAAGCUAUUAGAGGAUCCAGGAUUGCUAUUGUCUUGCUCUCGAUGAACUACGCCUCUUCCACAUGGUGCUUGAACGAGCUUGUUGAGAUCAUCAAGUGCAGAGACGAACUGGGUCAAACGGUGAUGUCACUUUUCUAUGAAGUGGAUCCAACUGAUAUAAAAAAGCAAACUGGUGAUUUUGGGAAAGUCUUCGAAGAAACUUGUAAAGGUAAAACAGAGGAGGAGAUCCAAAGGUGGAAACAUGCUUUGACGGAAGUGGCCCAAAUCGCAGGUUACCAUUCAAAGAAUUGGGAAACUGAAGCAGAGAUGAUUGAAGCUAUUGCGACUGAUGUAUCAAACAAGUUGAACCUUUCCGCACCAUCAAGUGAUUUCAACAGCUUAGUUGGGAUGGAAUCUCAUAUGACAAAAAUGGAACCAUUGUUAUCGCUAGGUUCGGAUGAAUCGGUGAGGAAAAUAGGGAUUUGGGGUCCCCCUGGGAUUGGUAAGACCACCAUUGCUAGAUAUAUAUUAAGCCAAUACUCCAAAGAUUUCCAAACGAGUGUCUUUAUAGAUAAUAUCAGAAGAAACUAUCCAGCACCAGCUUGUUCCGAUGACUACCGUGUGAAGUUGGAUUUACAGAAGCAUUUUAUGUCUCAACUAACCAAUGAUAAGGAUAUCAGGGUUCCACAUUUGGGAGUUGCCAAGGACAGGUUGAAAGACAAGAAAGUUCUUGUUGUCCUUGAUGAUGUGGAUCAGUCAGUACAAGUGGAAGCCAUGACAAACGAAGCUUGGGUUGGGCCUGGGAGUUUGAUUAUUAUUACAUCACAAGAUCAAAAGGUCUUAAAAGAAAGUAGGGUCGACCAUAUACACGAGGUGGAUUUACCAUCAUAUGUUGAGGCUCUUCAAAUCUUCUGUAUUCAGGCUUUCGGUCAAAAAUACCCAAAUGAUGGUUUCAGGGAGUUUGCUAGUGAAGUUACUAGUCUUGUAGGUAAACUUCCGUUGGGUCUAAAGGUUAUGGGAUCCUAUUUUCGGGGAAUGUCCGAACAAGAUUGGACAGUGGCACUACCAAAGUUAAGGUCUCACCUUGAUCGAGAUGGAAAAAUUGCAAGCAUAUUAAAGUUUAGUUAUGAUGCUUUAAAUUAUGAAGAUAAAAGUUUAUUUCUUCAUAUAGCCUGCUUUUUCCGUUUGGAAGUAGUUCAUAUAGUGGAAAGCUGUCUUGAAAAAUCUUUUUUGGAUGUGAGACAAGGGCUUCACGUCUUAUCUCAAAAAUCUCUCAUAAAUACUGAAGACGGAAGGAUAGAAAUGCCUAAGUUGCUAAUCCAACUGGGAAGAGAAAUUGUGCGACAAGAAUAUCCAACUGAACCUGGAAAGCGGCAGUUUUUGAAUGAUGCAAAGGAUAUUGCUAAAGUACUUAGUGAUGAUAAAGCUGGUAAUAGCAGUGUCAUAGGAAUAUAUUUUGAUCACAAUAAGGAAAUAACAUCAUCGACAUGUGAAAGAGCCUUUGAAAGAUUUUCUAAUCUUCAAUUCUUAAAUAUCGAUGGCGAAUGCAUUAAUCCACGAAGUCUGAACAACAUAUCCCGAGAACUUAAAGUAUUAAAAUGGUCGGAGUUCCAGAUGACAUGUUUUCCUUCAAGUUUUAAUCCAGAGUUCCUAGUCAAACUAGAAAUGGAGGAUAGCAGGCUUGAGAAACUGUGGGAAGGAAAUAAACCGCUCAGCAAUCUCAAGUCGAUGAGUUUGAGUGAUUCAGAAAGAUUGAAAGAGCUUCCUGAUCUCUCAACUGCCGCUAAUCUGUAUUACUUGAAUCUCAGUCAUUGUUCAAGCCUGGUGGAGCUCUCUUCCUCUAUUGGGAGUGCAAUCAAUCUCCAGAGAUUGAAUCUCAGUGGUUGUUCAAGCCUGGUGAAACUCCCUUCGUCCAUUGGGAAUGCAACUAAUCUCGAAAAAUUGGAUCUCAGACAUUGCUCAAGUCUGGUGGAUCUCCCUGCCUCUAUGAGAAAUCUUGGUAGAUUGUGGAAACUGAAAUUAGAGGGAUGCUCAAAGUUAGAGGUUAAUCUGGCCAACAUCAACUUGGAAUCUCUCAAUGAUCUCGAUCUCUCAGGUUGCUCUUUGUUGAAAAGCUGUACUGAGAGUUCAACAGAAAUUGAAGAGCUUGAUCCAUGGAGAGGGAGAAUAGGUCGAAUUGUACUAAGCGGAAUGAAGAAGCAGGUAUCACUCCUACCGCUUGUUGUAGGAGAACAUCUAUCAGAUUGGCUUUUGUUGAAAAGUUAUCAUGAGAGUUCCACAGACAUUCAAGAGCUAGUAGAUCCAUGGACCAGAGGGAGAAUAUCUGGUCUAAAGUUUCUUAAACUAAAUGGAAUGAAGAAGCUGGUAUCACUCCCACCUCUUCCAGAUUCGGUAUGUCAUUUAGAUGCAGAAAACUGUGAGUCAUUGGAGAGACUAGAUUGCUCCUUUGGCAACCCAGAUAUUCGUCUAAACUUCCGUAACUGCUUCAAACUAAAUCAAGAAGCAAGAGAUCUCAUCAGCCUGACGCGGACUAAUGAUUAUGCAGUCUUUCCCGCUGAAGAAGUGCCUCUGUGCUUCACUCACCGAUCUUCUGGCAGUUCCUUAAUGAUACGGGAAAGUAGCUCAGCAGACACGUCAUCACGACACGUCAGAAGUGAGAGGGAGCGUAACAAAAGAAGAAAGAAACUUCUUCUUUUGUUACGCUCCCGAAGGUAGAAGAAAGAAAGAGAAAAAUAACAAGGAAAUAUUCUUAAUAAUUUUGUUUUCCUAGCACAACUCUGUUUUUAUAACAAACUUUUGUUACGCUCCCUCUCACUUCUGACGUGUCGUGAUGACGUGUCUGCUGAGCUACUUUCCCGUAUCAAAUCCUUCCCCUCUCGAAAACCUUGUCCUCAAGGUUUAAAUAAUGGAAAACGCCUCUCCAGAUCAAAAAGAAGUUCCCACGAAGCUUCAUCCUCAGGCUUAUUCUUCCACUUCACAAGCACCAUAGUAGCUGCACGAUUCUGCCUUUGUACCAUUUUCCUUUCCAAGAUCAACUCAGGUUCCUUAAUCUGAUCUUCAUUCACAACAGAGGGCAAUGCUGUUGAUGUCUGAACAUUCCCCACCACCAUCUUCAAUUGAGAAACAUGAAAUACAGGAUGAACUUUGGAUUGCUCUGGAAGUCGCAGCUUAUAAGCAACUUUCCCACACCGAUCAAUGACUUCGUAUGGACCAUAAUAUUUUGGUGCCAACUUUUGGUUAGAACGAACAAAAACUGAGUUCUGCCUGUAAGGUUGUAGUUUAACAAACACAUAAUCUCCAAUGUUGAAGGUUCUAUCAGUACGAUGUUCAUUGGCGACUUGCUGCAUACGGUGUUGAGCUCUCAUAAGAUGAAAUUUCAGUAUCAGCAUCAUCUUUUCUCUUUCUUCCAAAGACCGUGCCACAACUGCUACUUUAGACU